CACACCAGCCUUAGUCGCCCAGUAUGGCGGUGAAUCGACAGUAUCUCAAACCCACUCUAGCUUUUGCUUGUUCCUCAGAAUCUUCUUAGCCAGAACUCUCUCCGUCAUUGAUGAGGGACUUCAAAAGUGGGCAUCCCACACGCUUAAUCCCAUUAUCGGGAGUACAUAUCCGUUCGCCUUAUCUCCGACUUAUCUACUCCACUAUUCAAUGACUCCUUAUCAAUAACAUCUAGGCUUUGAAUCAAUGCUUUUCGCUCAAUUAUUCUCUUCCUGUCCGUGAUUUCAGGCAACAAGUGAAUAAGUCAACAUGGACAAAUCUUCCAUCAACACUGAUACAGAUGGCGCAAGUCCUACAGAAGCAAUCCACGUCGAGACACCAGAUCCAGAAACAUCCAAAAGGCUAGUCUGGAAGCUCGACCUUAUUGUCCUUCCGCUCCUUGCAAUUAUAUACUUCACGCACUCGCUCGACCGAGCCAACCUCGGAAAUGCAAAGACAGAUGGCUUCGAGAAGGAUAUUGGGUUGAAAGACAAUCAAUACUCGCUUAUCUUGAUCCUCUUUUAUAUCCCUUAUGGAACGCUCAAUAUUCCAGCAACUGUUCUCGCUAAGCGCUAUAGCCCUGCUGUCGUGAUUCCUUGUCUGAUGUUUUGUUGGGGCACCAUAGCAGCUUCUACUGCAGCAGUCCACAACUUUGGUGGUAUUUUGGCAGCGAGGAUUUGUCUUGGGGUUGUGGAAGCUGGAUUUUUUCCUUCGGCUAUCUUUUACCUAACCAUGUUCUACACAAGGACCGAGAUUGCAAAACGAAUCUCACUAUUCUACAUGAUGGGCUUCGUAGCAAAUGCUUUCUCUGGACUGAUAGCAUAUAGCGUUUUUCAAUGGCACCGAUCUCUCUACAACUGGCAAUAUCUCUUCAUCAUCGAAGGGUCCUUGACCGUCACUCUAGCUAUUCUAGCCUUCAUCCUCCUCCCAAGAAGCAUAGCAAAAUCUAACUACUUCACAGAAGCAGAGAAACAAUGCUCAAAGCUACGCUUACAAGCAGAGUCCGAGAUUGAAGGUGAUAGCUUUUCGUGGAGUGCUACGCUGACACCUCUGCUUGACUGGCAUUCCUGGAUGUAUGGAUUCAUGGCUCUCUGCUAUGGAUGUGCUGCUGCAAGUAUCAGCAACUUUCUCCCGACAAUAGUGAAAAGAAUCACAGUCAAUACGGUGAAAGCAAACCUAUACACUGUUGCGCCAAAUCUCAGCGGUGGCGUAUUCAUCGUUCUCAUUUGCUGGCUCUCGGAUAAAACACAACAGAGAGCAUUAUGUGCUAUUGGAGCUGUCGCUAUCUCGAUGAUUGGUUUCAUAUGUCUUGGCACUGUAGAUAUUACACACAAGACUAGACUAGGAUACUUCUUCACUUUCCUCCUCACCUUCGGCUCAUUCACUCCAGCGGUUCUCGUCCCAGCUUGGUUAUCUAGCAACAGCAUUUCAACUAGCGGAAGAGCCACUACUGUUGGCCUCGUAGCUGGAUUGCAGAAUAUUGCAGGUAUCAUCUCGUCUGAGUCAUUUCGCUCGCAAGAUGCUCCGAUCUAUGCACCGGCACUAAUCAUAUCAGGCUGCUUUGAAGGUGCAAUGUGCGUUACUGCCGCAUUUGCAUAUCUCUAUUACAGGACUAUCAACAGAAGGUUGGACUCUGGGAAAAUGCAAUUCGUGCGGGGCAUGGAGCAGAAUCCAAACUUCAGAUAUGUUUUGUGAAUAAAAUGUCGUACUACAUCAGAUAGACGCAUGUAUAUUCAAACGCUUAGUAAUUUAUACACAGAGAAGAGAAAAUCCUCAGUCGAUAG
Mollisia scopiformis is the source of this 1821-nucleotide messenger RNA. Its product is annotated as MFS general substrate transporter. The transcript is spliced from 7 exons. Bases 308 to 1732 code for a protein of 474 amino acids. Gene Ontology annotation, molecular function: transmembrane transporter activity. Gene Ontology annotation, biological process: transmembrane transport. Gene Ontology annotation, cellular component: membrane. NCBI's taxonomy places the organism in Eukaryota, Fungi, Ascomycota, Leotiomycetes, Helotiales, Mollisiaceae. The record is from RefSeq and is a predicted model, not a curated record.